GGAAAUCACAGCAUCGAUACGAUACACCGCGGCAGCGACGUGGCAAGCUUGCCGUUCGUUCCGCUCCCACCAGGUUGACUGUGGAGGCAGAACACCCGUGGCCGCUCGGCGGUUCUGCUUUGCCUUCUCCCCUUCCUCUUUUCUUUUGCUUGGUUUGCCGUGCGCAGUUGCUUUCAAUAGAGGGUUUUAUUUGUCCAAAAACCACGCGCAAACACACGGAUAUGAAGUCUGCAUUUUUGAUAGGAAGCAUCGGGGCUGCCCUCGGCUGGUCGUACGUCCGGCACAUCCAACUUCCGAUGGGGCCGUCGCGGUUGUUGUGGGGCGGCGUCGUCUUCGGCCACCGCGGCUGCCGCAACGUCGACGGCACGCCUGAAAACACGCUGGCCGCCUUCAAGUACGCGGCGGAGCGGGGCUGCGGUGGGAUUGAAUGCGACGCCCGCCUCACCAAGGACAACGAGGUGGUCAUCUUCCACGACACCGCUGCCCACGGCCUGCUGCGGGAGGUGCCGUUCGACCGCCGCAUCGACGAGCUGACGCUGUUCGAGCUUCGCGAGUGCACCUACACGGCAGACCCCACGCAGGCGAUACGCGUGCCGACGCUGGAGGAGACGAUCCUCUUCUGUCGCGACAACAACCUGCGCCUGCUGAUUGAAAUGAAGGAUCUAAAACGGGCGUACCUGUGCACGGACAAGGUGCUCGACCUCUACCGUCGCUACCCCGACUACAUGUACGACCAAACCACCCUCAUCUCCUUCCACCCCGGCGCUCUCUACCACGCCCGCAAGCGCGAUAAGAAGGUGGCGGUGUGUCAGCUCUACUCCGACAACCUGGUACAGUUGUGGAUCGCCGCCAACACGGACGCGGUGCCGCCGCUGCUACGUCUCUGCCCAGCGCUGUGGGACCGCCUUCUCCUGUUUGUUCAAGCGAAGAUAAUGCCGUGGGUGGCUGGCUGCUCGAUGGUGGGACCGCGCUACGACUUGUUUGACGAGGCGAGCCGCAAGCGGUGGAUGACGCGGAAUAUCUGCAUGUACCUGUGGGGCUUCACACGGCGCGAGGACUGCACGCCGGAGAUGCGGCAGCCGGGCGUGUGUGUCUCGGGCGAUGACCACCAGGAGGACUUCGCCACGCCUCGACCACCGCCAGACUUCGACAUCUUCGGCGAUCGUCAGCGCGAGUUAGAACGGCAGCAGGAGGAGGCCUACAGGCGGUUGCGAAUUGGCAAGUAA
Leptomonas pyrrhocoris is the source of this 1226-nucleotide messenger RNA. RefSeq lists its product as hypothetical. Gene Ontology annotation, biological process: lipid metabolic process. Gene Ontology annotation, molecular function: phosphoric diester hydrolase activity. The coding region runs from base 222 to 1226 and encodes 334 amino acids. The record is from RefSeq and is a predicted model, not a curated record. NCBI's taxonomy places the organism in Eukaryota, Euglenozoa, Kinetoplastea, Trypanosomatida, Trypanosomatidae. The transcript has a single exon.